Messenger RNA from Neltuma alba, 1086 nucleotides. RefSeq names its product probable inactive 2-oxoglutarate-dependent dioxygenase AOP2. Lineage: Eukaryota; Viridiplantae; Streptophyta; Magnoliopsida; Fabales; Fabaceae. The transcript is spliced from 3 exons. The coding region runs from base 1 to 939 and encodes 312 amino acids. The record is from RefSeq and is a predicted model, not a curated record.
AUGGGUUCCCAAACAGUUUCCCAGAUUCCUAUUAUUGAUUUCUCCGAUAAAAACUUAAAACCUGGUACAGAAACCUGGUUUUCAGCUGGCCAAGUGUUGCGAAGGGUCCUAGAGAGUGAUGGAUGCUUCUAUGCAAUGAGCAACAAGGUUUCUAUGGAGCUUUGCAACUCAGUCUUUGUUUUAAUGGAUGAGUUAUUUGAUCUUCCAUUGGAAACAAAAAAGCAAAAAACCAGUGAUAAGCCUUUUCAUGGAUACUAUGAACGACAUCCCAGAGUCCCUUUAUAUGAAUCCAUUGGAAUUGACGAGCCCUCCAAAAAGGAAGCAGUUCAAAAGUUCACCAACAUCAUGUGGCCAGCAGGAUAUGAUCACUUCUGUGAGACACUCAGUCUCUAUGCAAAGUUGCUGGUAGAAAUGGACCAAACUGCCAAGAGAAUAUUGUUUGAUGCUUACGGGUUGGACAAAACACAUUGUGAUUCCUUUCUUGAAUCAACCAACUACAUGCUUCGCAGCUUUAAAUACCAACUACCUAAGAAGACACACAGUAAUUUAGGCCUGCCUGCUCACACCGACACUUCAUAUUUCACCAUAUUACAUCAGAAUAAAGUUGCAGGCUUGCAAAUUAAACUCAAGAAUGGUGAAUGGAUCGAUGCUGAUCCCUCACCUAACAUGUUUCUAUUCUUGGCUGCUGAUGCAUUAAAGGUCUGGAGUAAUGACAGGAUAAAGGCUUGUGAACACCAAGUUAUCAUACAGGAAGAGAAAGAAAGGUGCUCGAUGGGAUUAUUUUCAUUUGGCAGUAAGAUGGUGGAGACACAAGAAGAGUUAGUUGAUGAAGAGCAUCCAAUACGAUACAAACCAUUUGACCAUUAUGAUUAUAUACGCUUCCACUUAACAUCAAAAGCUGAGUGUCGCAUCAAGGCAUUCUGUGGCAUUGACUAUUGAAUAAAAAUGAAACUCGUUUUGAGUUUCCACUUCCCAUAUGCAUAGUGAUCUGUAGUUUUCUCUCCUUUUGUUUUAUCUAAAUUUACUGAAGUCUACUACUACUUUGCAAAGUUGAAGAAGAUUCUCCAAUUAGAGUGACUUCAUAAA